AUGAAGCAGAUCUUUGACACCAUCAGGGAGUCCAUGCCGCCCAUUGGGGGUGUUGCAAAUGGUGCUAUGGUUCUACGAGACAGUUCGUUGAUGAAGAUGAGCUUCGAAGAUUUCCAAGCAGUCCUGCGUCCCAAGAUCCAAGGCACAAUUAACCUUGACUGGCUCUUCUCCGAUCCCAGCCAACCACUCGACUGGUUUAUCAGAUUUAGUUCGAUCGCGGCAACGGUCGGUAACCCUGGUCAAUCAGCGUACACUGCUGGAAACUGUUUCAUCAAGGUACUUAUCGACCGGCGCCGUCAGCAAGGUCUGGCUGGAUCAUCAAUUGAUAUCACUCGAUUAGUGGGACUAGGCUUCAUAGAGCGUGAGAGCCACGGCCGCCUAACCAAGGAGCACCAGGAGCGGCUAACCACGCGAUCUGGCACCAUUGCGAUGAGCGAGAAUGAUCUGCAUCAGUUGUUUGCUGAGGCCAUCUUGUCCGGACGACAUGACUUGGGCCUCAACCCGGAGAUCAUUACUGGUCUGGCACCCAUCUCUGUCGAAUAG
Penicillium robsamsonii is the source of this 543-nucleotide messenger RNA. RefSeq names its product ketoreductase domain-containing protein. Gene Ontology annotation, biological process: fatty acid biosynthetic process; secondary metabolite biosynthetic process. The transcript has a single exon. Bases 1 to 543 code for a protein of 180 amino acids. NCBI's taxonomy places the organism in Eukaryota, Fungi, Ascomycota, Eurotiomycetes, Eurotiales, Aspergillaceae. The record is from RefSeq and is a predicted model, not a curated record. Gene Ontology annotation, molecular function: fatty acid synthase activity.